Messenger RNA from Moneuplotes crassus, 2593 nucleotides. The record is from the annotation of a GenBank genome assembly. Lineage: Eukaryota; Ciliophora; Spirotrichea; Euplotida; Euplotidae.
UUUCUAGUACCAAAGACAUUAAAAUGUCAGAUGAUGAAAAUGGAGCUUCGUUUAUUAACAUCGCUCCUGGUAGAAAGAUGAAAGUCAAAACAGUGGAGAAGCCUGCAAAGACGAAUCCCUACGUAGAGCCACCUUUCUUUAACAAUAAUUUUAUGAAUUCUCAAAGCCCAAGACCUGAGAGAGAUACAGUUUCUCCAAUGAGGGAGCAGCCAAGACAAGCUCCUUCAAGAGAUCAAAAUCCUGGGUUCAUCGGAUCGGCAAACCCUCCUGCUAGAAAUGAAAACAGUUACAGAAAGGGAACACCUGAAAGACAGUCGUUACUAAAAGAGCAGCCUGACGAUAGCUAUAUAAAGGCAAGCCCUCAGCAAUAUCAGGCCAAUCUUGACGAAGAAGAAGAGCCUGAAGCUUAUGCUAUCUUCGAAGAUGACAUGCAUAAAAUCAAGAAGUUCAAAGAUGACUACGGAGAUGCUUUCGAGAAGGACAAAGAAGCUGAUAGGAAGUUAACAGUCCAGCAGGUCAAAAUUAACCAGCUGGUAGAGCAUUCCAACCAACUUGUAGACAAGAAGGACGAAUUCAGAACUGCUCUCAUGGAGGUCAUGAAAGAAAAUGCCAAAUUAGAACAAAGAAAUGAUGAAAUAGAAGAAGACAUCAAGGAGCUAGAAGAAGCUAUAGAGAAAGGAAUCAAGCUGGUCAAUUAUGAAGAAGAGGAGGACGAAAAGAAUUUGAAUUUAUUUAUGGUCGGAGACCCAGCUAAGCUCCAUGAAAUGAAGAUUGAGAGGGAAAGAAGAAAGUUAAAAAGAGCUCUUAUCAAUGCUUUGGACUAUAUGGAAGGCAAAGAAGCAAGACUGACUGGUAUCAAAGAACAUAAAACCGCAUGACAAAGAUGUAUGGGAAGGGUUCGCAGAAUCUACAGGUUUUUAAUUCCACUCAAAAAUGACUUGAAUCGUAUUAGACUGGCAUAUGAUAAGUCAAUUGAAUCCUUCUUUAACAUGUUCAGGUUCUUGGUGAACUUCAAUAUCCUCACAGCCUUGGGAUUUGGAUACAUCUUGACGAUGCAUAUAUUCGAUUACAAUGGCGGUUUUACAGACCUAUGUGCUACUUUUUAUCCAUGUUUCACUUUAUACUCUAGAUUUUCAACAAACUCUGCUCUCAGGUAUUCAUUUGCUCUGUUCCUCUUCUGCGUCAUCGGAGCUAUUCUGUUUAUCUACAAAUGGGUAAAAGUAGAUUAUAAGUCUAAAAGACAGAGAUUCUUCAAUAAGGAAGAGAACUUCUUUUCUAGAGAGUUCUUCAAUAGCUGGGACUGGCGUACCAACAGAUCUGGUGACUCGAAGCAUAACAAGGAUGGAAUUGCCACUAUCCUCAAAGUGAUGCUCUAUGAAGACAAAAAGAAAGAAAUUGUCAAGCAAAGAACUAGUGGUGAUAAGAUGAGGAUAUAUAUCAUCAGAGGUUUUCUAAUGACGCUGAGUAUCAUAAUUCUUCUAAUUGGUUGGCUGGUUAUCCUGAUUGGAAGUAUUUAUGAAUCAGAGAUCAAUGAUGCUGCUAAAGAUAUCCCUAUAGUGAAGGAAAUUUCAACAUAUUCUGCUGCUAUUAUUUUGACAAUUGUUAACUACAUUGUUCCAAAAUGCCUUGGAUGGAUAACUGAGUGAGAGAAGUGGGAUUUUGCUAUUGAUCAGCUCAAACAUGAAAUCUGGAGAAAUUAUUUGGCACAAAUGCUUAACUUUGCUAUUUUUGUCUUUGUGCAGCUUGAAAUGGCUAUCGAUGAUCCCUUCAUUCGAAAUGAAACUCUUAUUAGCUUCACAGAGGCUAAUUCAAACGGAACUGAUUACGAAUGAAGGGAAGAUCUGGCAGGAAUUAACAUUCUACAAUUAUUCGUUGUCGAAUUAAUCCAGAGAUAUCUUUAUUAUUUCGGUUGGAUUAUUUAUUACAGAAUCAAAGCCAAGUGUCAAGGCUUAAACAACUGGAGAAAGGAGUUUGAAACAACUGAUGAAGUAGUGUGGUUGAUAUAUUUCCAAUCGAUCAUUUGGGUAUCCUUCAUCUUUUAUCCCUACCUAGCUAUUUUAGCUCCAAUAGUAUUAUAUAUCCAUUUCAAAUUCAUAUUUUACCGAUUAAGAAAUUGGAAAAUCUCGCCACAGAUGGUGACAAAUCAAGUGACAACAGGAAACUACAUCAUGCUAUUUCUAAAUGGCACUUUCAUCUGUUGUAGCUUUUUGUAUGCCUUAUUCUUACUAAUGAAGGUUCCUCACAGCAGUUGGGUGAGCGACACCUCAACUCUUUGUGGUCCAUUCACGAAUAAAUCAAAGGCUAGUCAGCCUGUUGUAGACGAAAUUACUAGUAACUCCUCAGUGAAAUCAAUUCUCGAAUCGACUGUGGCUCACCCAAUAAUGUUAGUGAUUGCUAUAAUCUAUGCUAUCUUCUUCGGUUACGACCACGAUCGCAAGAGUUCUCUGUACAAGAAGUACAUCAAGGAUAAGGAAAGAGAGAAUUCACAACAUAUGGACAAUUUGAAGAUCGAGAGAAGUGCUCUGAACAAGAAAUUAGCUUUCUUGAGAAGACAAGAGAAUUUACACUAAGUUUUAAAGUUUCAAAGGGUGAA